Phragmites australis (common reed) is the source of this 2154-nucleotide messenger RNA. RefSeq names its product probable serine/threonine-protein kinase At1g54610. Lineage: Eukaryota; Viridiplantae; Streptophyta; Magnoliopsida; Poales; Poaceae. The transcript is spliced from 7 exons. Gene Ontology annotation, cellular component: cyclin-dependent protein kinase holoenzyme complex; nucleus. The record is from RefSeq and is a predicted model, not a curated record. Bases 135 to 1844 code for a protein of 569 amino acids. Gene Ontology annotation, molecular function: ATP binding; RNA polymerase II CTD heptapeptide repeat kinase activity; cyclin-dependent protein serine/threonine kinase activity. Gene Ontology annotation, biological process: protein phosphorylation; positive regulation of transcription elongation by RNA polymerase II.
GCCUCUCCUCCGCCCCUCUUCUCCUCGCUGCUCAUUGAUUGAUUCCUCCUCGCCUCACUCCCCCCUCGCCGCGGUGAGGGUAGCAGAGACCCUAGCGGACUAGAUGCUCCGUGAGGGCUCGAUAGGGUAGAGCGAUGGGCUGUGUCUUCGGCCGCGCGGCCGCGCCGUCGUCCUCCCCCCCGGCCGCGCCGAGGAGGGGAAGGAGCAAGGAGAAGUCGUCCCCGCAGCCCGCUGCGGCGGCGGCCUCGGCCGGGUCCCCCUCUGCCGCCGUAGAGGGGGACAAGGGGCCUUCCCCUGGUCGGCCGCGGCGGCGGCUCGGAGGGCGCAGGGCGGCGGGGCCCAGGCAGGGUUGCGUCCCCGCGCCCGCUGCGGCCGAGCAGCUCGCCGCCGGGUGGCCGCCGUGGCUCGUUGCCGUCGCCGGGGAGGCGCUCCGUGGCUGGGCCCCGCGCCGCGCCGACACCUUCGAGAAGCUCAAUAAGAUAGGGUCGGGCACGUACAGCAACGUGUACCGAGCGAGGGACACUGUCACCGGCCGCAUCGUGGCGCUGAAGAAGGUCCGGUUCGACAAUCUCGAGCCUGAGAGCGUCAAGUUCAUGGCAAGGGAGAUACUGAUCCUGAGGAGGCUCAACCACCCAAAUGUGGUCAAAUUGGAGGGCUUGGUAACCUCCAGGAUGUCAUGUAGCCUAUACCUUGUAUUCGAGUACAUGGAGCAUGACCUUGCUGGGCUCGCAGCGAGUCCUGAUGUCAAGUUUACAUUACCGCAGAUAAAGUGUUACAUGCAGCAGCUCUUAUCAGGGCUUGAGCAUUGUCACGACAAUAAUGUAUUGCAUCGAGAUAUCAAGGGGUCAAAUUUGUUGUUGGAUAAUAAUGGGAUUCUUAAGAUUGCGGAUUUUGGUCUGGCGACGUUCUUUGAUCCACGACAUAAGCGGCCAAUGACAAGCCGGGUGGUCACGUUGUGGUAUCGGCCACCAGAAUUGUUACUAGGUGCAACUGAUUAUGGUGUAAGCGUGGAUUUGUGGAGUUCUGGUUGCAUUCUGGCAGAGCUCUUGUAUGGGAAGCCCAUAAUGCCGGGGCGCACUGAGGUAGAACAGUUGCACAAGAUUUUCAAGCUAUGUGGUUCCCCCUCAGAGGAGUAUUGGAAGAAGUCUAAACUGCCUCAUGCGACAAUAUUCAAACCCCAGCAGCCCUAUAAACGUUGCAUCAGGGAGACAUUUAAAGAUUUUCCUCCAUCGUCGCUGCCAUUGGUUGAAACUCUGCUUGCAAUUGAUCCAGCUGAACGUCAAACUGCGACAGCUGCAUUACAAAGUGAAUUCUUUUCAACUGAGCCUUAUGCUUGUGACCCUUCAAGCUUGCCAACAUAUCCACCAAGCAAGGAGAUGGAUGCCAAGUUGAGAGACGAGGAAGCUAGAAGGCUACGAGCUGCUGCAAAGGCCAAAGGAGAAGUCGUAAAAAGGACUCGACCACGGGAUCGAUCCCACCGGGCUGGACCAGCACCAGAAGCUAAUGCAGAGUUUCAAGCAAACGUAGAUCAGAGGCGACGAAUGAUAACCCAUGCAAAUGCCAAGAGCAAAAGUGAGAAGUUCCCUCCCCCGCAUCAGGAUGGAGCUAUGGGUAAUCCGUUGGGAUCCUGUCGUCAUUUGGAGCCUACAUUUGAGCACCAGGACGCUUCCUUCAGUACCGUAGUCCCCAUCCAAAAGGGGACCUCGCAAACAUGGUCAGGACCAUUGAUUGAUCCGGCAGCUCUUGGGCAAUCAAGGCGGAAGAAGCAGACUGCCCUAGAUGCUAAGGCCGCGGCUUACUCAAAGCAGCUCCAAAAGGAAAAGGGUGGAAUACGAGGCAGAUAAAAAAAAAUUCUGGCGAGUUUGGGGGGCUGAGGUUCUUCAUGAUGGUCUGUAGAUGGAUUUCCUUGUUUCAUUUGCUGGUUAAAAGCAGGCAAUAGUGUUUGCUACUGUAGGGAGAAUUCAUCCAGGUUAUGUGGCAGUGUUUCCUGUUCUUUUCAGAUUCUUCUGAACGAAUUGUUGUCCAAGGCAAGACAUUCUGGGUUUACCACCCUUGUAUUUAUGCUCUUUACAGCAAUUAAGUUGCCCAUGUGUAUAUAUGGACUGAUUCUUCUUGUGUAUAGAAAUGGAUAAUGCCUGCAUUUUAGUGGACUUA